AUGGCGGCAACAGACAUCCCAGCCCUCCGCAUCCAGAUCCUGGGUAUGUCUUCCCCCCUCCCACCACUCAUCUGCACAUCUGCUAACUACGCCCCAGCAAACGCCAAAACCCUCAUCCACCCCAAACCAGCUCCCACCGCCAACCCGCUUACAACCACCACCGUCCCCUCGCUGGACUGUCAAGCCACCCUGCAAGCCACGAGCGCUGCCACAGCCCAGAACACGCCCACCACCACUCACCACCCCGAGCUCGAAAUGGUCGUCGUGGGGCACGCAGGACAGUACCGCGCCCUGAUCAUGCUCGGCGCCACUCCCGCCAUCGAGAGCGAACCUUGCCCCACGCCGGAGUCUGCUGUGCGCAAGCUCUUCCUCGCUACGGCCGAGCUGCUCACGAACUACAUUCCGGCUAUGGGUGGCCAUCAGCGCAACAUUCAUGGCGGAGGCGUUUACGAUGAGGACUUGAUUAGUGGGAAGCUUGUGGAGGUUGUCAAGAAGGGCUGA
Molecule: messenger RNA, 501 nt
Organism: Neohortaea acidophila
Lineage: Eukaryota; Fungi; Ascomycota; Dothideomycetes; Mycosphaerellales; Teratosphaeriaceae
Exons: 1
Coding region: 1-501 (166 amino acids)
Source: RefSeq, a predicted model, not a curated record